AGGUCUCGAGGCGUUUUUUCACUUCAUUGUCUGGAUAUACAAGAACAGGGUGAUAAACAAACCAGUACAUGAUGUGUAAUGAGCUAUGAUUUAUUAGUUUUGUGAAACUUAGGUAUCGGGGGAUUGUGAGAGCCACCUGCAUGAAAUCAAGUCUUCAGACCCACCAGAUCCAGCUCCCACUGAGGAUCCAGAGGAGGCUCCAUGUCGAAAACUGCUAACAACACUCAUCCAUGGGCUUGAUGCACAUUUAUUUGAUUCAAACCACGACAUCUACAUGCCCAACUGUGACAAGCGUGGCUUCUUCAGAAAGAAGCAGUGUUGGUCAUCUCGAGGGAAGCAGCGUGGAAAGUGUUGGUGUGUGGAUGAGAAAGGCAUGCUGGUCGCUACAGGAACCAGAGAGAAAGGCCGCCUGAGCUGCUGAGUGGCAUGAAGACUGGACUGAAGCAGAGGAGGAUAAAGAUGAAGGAACAUCACACAGAGAAACUGAUUCAUUCUCCAUCAGCCAGAAACAGCUUUCCACCAAUGAAGAACUGUGUCAAAAUCUUAGUAACUUUGUCUCUUUGCGCCCUCUGCUGAAAAUAUUGAGGUUGUAUUGAUCUGAUUUAUUACUUUAGAGAAAGACUUUGCAGAGACAACAUCUCUCUCCCUGAUCAUUUAACUCUGCAGCAACUCUGCAGAAACGUUUGCACAUUUUCAAGUUGUUUACUUUUUAAGUUCAAGAUUUUAACUCCAUAAAUAUCUUAUGUCAAGUUUUAUAAUUACAAUUGGAAACCUGUUUUUAUAUAACUAGAUAUAUAAACCAUACAUAAGAUAUAAUUUGGCAUUUUGUUUGCACCCAGUCUAUCAUAUUUAUAUAAUAUUUUUCUUACAUUGAAACCACUGUAAUUUUAUUUCUGUGUAUAUAAUAUAUAGAUGUCAUUCUAUUUAUGUUACUUUUUAUAUGAUUUUUUAUUUAUGCUAAUAUUACUAACAAAUAUGUUGACUAGCUCAUAAGAGCAGACACAAGACGAAUGCACAUGCUGGCAUUAUUUUCAAGUUAGUUUUAAGAAAAGUUUCCGUUUUUUGAGUUUCUGAAUUGAUAUUUUAUUAAAAAUAAAAAUGUGAUUUCUCACAAA
This is a messenger RNA of Pleuronectes platessa (European plaice), 1115 nucleotides long. Its product is annotated as insulin-like growth factor-binding protein 3. Gene Ontology annotation, cellular component: extracellular region. NCBI's taxonomy places the organism in Eukaryota, Metazoa, Chordata, Actinopteri, Pleuronectiformes, Pleuronectidae. Gene Ontology annotation, molecular function: insulin-like growth factor I binding; insulin-like growth factor II binding; fibronectin binding. Gene Ontology annotation, biological process: regulation of insulin-like growth factor receptor signaling pathway. The record is from RefSeq and is a predicted model, not a curated record.